Oryza sativa Japonica Group (Japanese rice) is the source of this 429-nucleotide messenger RNA. The record is from RefSeq and is a predicted model, not a curated record. Lineage: Eukaryota; Viridiplantae; Streptophyta; Magnoliopsida; Poales; Poaceae.
AUGGCUCGUGCCAAGUCUAGCUCUAGCUGCUCAGGCCGCGGUGGCGCCAGCCUCGCGCUGCGCAUUGCCACGGUGGCGCUGUCGGUGGUGUCGGCGGCGGCGGCGGUGUGGCUGGAGGCGAGCGGCAGGGCCGGGGAGGCCAAGGCGGCGGCGUCGCUGGCCGAGCUCGUCGACACGGCGGCGCAGGUGCUGCUCUACUCGUCGGCGGCGCUGUCGUUCGCCGUCGACGACUUCGGCACCUGCGGCCGGAGGGUCGCCGGCGUCUGCGCCGCGGCGGGUGCGUUCUGCCUGCGGGUGCGCGCCUCCGGCGCCGCCUCGCUGUCCGCCGGCGUCGCCUUGUCGGUGUCGCUGUACUUGAAGGACGUGCCGGUCUCCGACGAACGCAAGCCGGAGCCGAGAUGUGGCCAUGGCUGCCAUUGCCACCAUUAG